AGGACUUCUAAACAUAGAGGAUCCCAACCCUCGCAGACCACAAAGCCUUCUCCCCAUUUCUAAUGUCCGCCUGCAUGUCAAUUCUUUUUCAAGCAAAUUCGAAGCUUCCAUAAACAUCCUAUUCAACACAAAUUAAAUUCGUAUUAAAAAAAAACACAAAUUAAAUUAAUCAGUCUGAACCCAAAAAUAAAAUUCAUCGCAGCGGACAGCAGACGGCGUUUCUCAAUUCUAGUAGCCAUAUUCGAGUCUCGAGGCACCGAUCAUGAACUUAGGGUUCUAUUGACCACGCCAAUCUGUGUAGUAGAACUGUGAAUGAUGUCAAGACCUGUGUUGCUUGUUUUUCUGCUUAUUGUUCUCAUAAUCACUUCCCAGUUUGAGUGGAGGCAACCACUUGUGGUUGACCUUGACGCAACUCCAAGCAUCUCCCAAAAGCAGAAUCAGAUCUCAAAUAGGGAAGAAGCCGUAAAAGAGAAGAUCAUAUUAUUGCAAGAAAAGAACAUUCAGAGACUAAAUGAGCUUGUUCGUAGUCUCCGGGAACAGUUGGUACAGUGUAGGAGCAAGACUCAGACCACAAAUCACACUUUUUGUUGCCAUUUUGGGGCUCAUUGGAUGGUGCGGUAAUGGAACAGGUUGCAGCAAAUAUGUAGCAUCAUCAUCCCUUGGGACCUGCUCCUAAGCCACCUACUACUUUAGAAGGCGAACUGUGUCAUGUAUUUCAUCAUCAAACUCACUUCUAAUGGACUUCCCAUCUAUUUGUGGUGGGUUGUUUAGCUGCUUCAUCUCAUUCUUCAUAAAUCACAUAUUCAGUAGAAAACGAGACAUCACCCCAAAAGCCAAAUGACUAUUAAUAUGCAAAGCAAGAGGAGGUUACUAUAGUA
Messenger RNA from Prunus avium (sweet cherry), 878 nucleotides. RefSeq lists its product as uncharacterized. The record is from RefSeq and is a predicted model, not a curated record. Lineage: Eukaryota; Viridiplantae; Streptophyta; Magnoliopsida; Rosales; Rosaceae.